AUGGCGCCUGGAGCAGGUGCUGUUGGGAAGCUGUCCUGUCAAACCCCGGGCAAGGGGCGCGCCCUGGCACGUGGGGCCCGCCGAGGUCCGCCGGCCGGGAGGGGGCGCAGGAGCACAGCCUUAGAAGGGGGCGGCAACUGCGGCCGGAAGUCCCUCCCCGGCACACCGGAAGGAGGCGGCUGCGGAAGGGGAAGAAGUACCCGUGCGGUGUGGUCCUGUCGCGCUUGGGUUCCGGCCUCAGACCCCGACCCGACCCGCUGUCGCCCCGGCCUCGGCCCCACCUGGGCUCGCAAACUGGCCUCGCCAUCCCACCACCGCAACUCGGUCCCCGCCGCGUCCGACGGCUGGGAGACGGGCGGCCCCGUGCGGCUGCUGCAGGCGGUGGACACGGAGUACACGGCGGACUCGGUGGAGUGGUGCCCGCUGGAAGGCUGGCGGCACGUGCUGGCCUGCGGCACCUACCAGCUGCGGGAGCCGGAGGACGAGAGCGAACAGGACGUUCCCGAGCCUCAGGCCCGGGCAGGCCGUCUCUACCUGUACAGCUGCAGUGACCCCUCGGCGUGCUCUGUGGCUGAGAUGCAAAGAAGAGACACGGCUGCCAUCCUGGACAUGAAAUGGUGCCACGUCCCGGUGGCCGGCCACGCCCUCUUGGCUGUGGCCGACUCGGAUGGGCUCAUAGGGCUGUUCCAGCUGCUGGGAUCCAAGGUGUGUCUCCCAGCGAGUGCAGACGUUCACCUGGGAGUGGAGGGCGAGAGGGAGUGGCGGCCAACAGAGCUGGAGGCUGGCCUCCAGGGUCCCGGGCCGCCCUUGAGGUGGUCUCUCCCCCUGGAGACCACCUACACCCUGCAGCCGUUUGCCAGCUUUGCCCUGAGCAGGCAGUGUCUGGCCUUGUCCCUGGAUUGGUCCACGGGGAAGGCGGGAAGGGACAGUGACCAGCCCUUAAAAAUCAUCAGCAGCGACUCCAAGGGCCAGCUGCACCUGCUCCAGCUGGACGAGGUGGGGUCCGGGCUGCACGAGGUGGCCACCUGGCAGGCGCACCAGUUCGAGGCCUGGAUCGCGGCUUUCAAUUACUGGCAGACGGAUGUGGUGUACUCAGGUGGGGACGAUGCCUUGCUGAAAGGCUGGGACACCAGGGUCCCUGGCGCACCUGUGUUCACCAGCAAGAGACAUGGCAUGGGGGUGUGCAGCAUCCAGAGCAACCCCCACCAGGAGGGCAUCCUGGCCACGGGGAGCUAUGACGAGCACGUGCUGCUGUGGGACACGCGGAACAUGAAGCAGCCGUUCGCAGACGUGCCCGUGCAGGGCGGGGUGUGGAGGCUCCGGUGGCACCCCCUGCAAGGCCACCUGCUCCUGGCGGCCUGCAUGCAUGGCGGCUUCAGCAUCAUCGACUGCCAGCAGGCCACGGAGAAGAAGCAGGACACGUGCACGAUCUCUGUGUCCCACUCGCUGCCCAGAUCCCUGCUGUACGGAGCCGACUGGUCCUGGCUCACCUUCUGCCAUCUGCCUGAGGAGCAGCCAUCAUCCCACUUAGAGUCCUUAUCCGGCAGUGACCUAGGAGCCGGAACAGACUUAGGAGCCAGAGCAGAAGACGAGGUUGGAGGCCAGUUGCCAGGACCUCCCUGUCCUGGUAGUCCAGCAGACGACGGGAGUGGAGAUGAGGAAAGGACUUCUCCCCAGCCGUCCACAGAGGACGUGAGGGGCAGCAGCCAGCUGCACAGCCCAAGGACCAAGAUCUGUGUCUAUGACCCAAGCAUGGGAACAGCCGACCUCAACAUCAACCUGCUGGCCACUUGCUCCUUCUACGACCACGUUCUUCACCUCUGGAGGUGGGAGAGCAGCUGAGACAGGGAGCGGUUCCGGCUCGGGAUCACAAGACCAGGACCUGCUGGCCAGGACCUUCACGAACGAGCUGCCUCAGACCCUCACUGGGUUUGCUGGUCUCUGGGGCUAGUGUAGGGCUGCAUCGCGGGGAAUCUGCAGUGUGGACAGUCAGGAGCUGUGGGCUUCUCAGUCACCCUUACCUGCGGGGUCUUUCCCACAGUGACUCUGGCCCUGACUGGUGUGGUUAGUGGGUAGAGCGCCCGCCUGCAGACUGAAGGGUCUUGGGUUCGAUUCUGGUCAAGGGCACAUGCUUGGGUUGUGGGCUCGAUCCUCAGUGGGGGGGCAUGCAGGAGGCAGCUGAUCCAUGAUUCUCUCUCAUCAUUGAUGUUGUUCUCUCCCCCUCUCCCUCUGAAAUCAAUUUAAAAAAAUACACAAAAUACUGAGAA
Molecule: messenger RNA, 2267 nt
Organism: Eptesicus fuscus (big brown bat)
Lineage: Eukaryota; Metazoa; Chordata; Mammalia; Chiroptera; Vespertilionidae
Gene: DPH7
Product: diphthamide biosynthesis 7
Exons: 10
Coding region: 1-1842 (613 amino acids)
Molecular function (GO): protein binding
Source: RefSeq, a predicted model, not a curated record